Messenger RNA from Bursaphelenchus okinawaensis, 3003 nucleotides. The record is from the annotation of a GenBank genome assembly. Lineage: Eukaryota; Metazoa; Nematoda; Chromadorea; Rhabditida; Aphelenchoididae.
AUGACACCCAUUUUUGCGCUUUUACUUUUUGGACAUACGGUAACGUGCGUACCGUUCUUCAGUUUUGCUUCUCAUUCGCAGAGUUAUUCGAGCAGUAAGUUAUGUUAUAUUGACUUUGUAUUACUGUAGUUAAACUUUUUUUAUUCUAUUUUUAGAAUUUUUUUAUGUUUCACAACUUAUAAUAUGUUAGCGGUAAUACAAGACAUGAAGCAUAGGCUUAGUGAGCUUAAACUUAGUGGACUCGGGCCAAAUAAACUUAGGCUUGGUAAGCUUAGACUUAGUAGACUUAGGCUUAGUCAGCUUAUGCUUGGUAGGCUUACGCUUAGCAGCAUUAGAUCAUCUAGCAAGCUUAGGCUCAGUAGGCUUAGGCUUAGUAGGCUUAAGCUUAAUAGGCUUAGGCUUAGUAGGCUCAGGCAUAGUACGCUUAGGCUGAGAAGACGUACGAUUACUAAGCAUUUCCACUAAGCUUAGCCCUACUUACAAGCUUAGGCUUAGUCUCCUUAGCCUUUAUUGAAAAAAUGUAAGCUUAAGCUCGGUCAAUUUUUUUGAAAAAACCAGCAUUUAAAACCCAAUAACAACACCACAUUCCAGACAUUCCCACAGUAGACAUUCAAUACAAGUAUGAAGACAAAGACUAUACGAUACCGUCGAUAAUCGACCUAAACACAGAAGUGUCACUAGUUUUUAGUCAAAAAUGUAAAGGCAAAAACAAAUGUACUGCUGAGGAGUUAACAACUGUUGAAGUGUAAGUUUUUUUUUACAAUUUUUUUACAAUUAAAAAUAUCGACUAGGGCACAUUUCAUCGCAUAAAAUGGGGCGCGCGGGGUGCAAGGCUAAUUUCUUUAAUAGAAAAUCUAUUUUAAGCACUUUUGUAGAUAUAAUGUGAUAGAGUAUAAAGCUGUUCAAACAAAAAAAUAUUGUACAAGUUUUUUUUUAAAAUUUCAAAUUUCAGUGGAAUUCCAGAUGGUGAAAAGUACAAUGACAGCAGUUAUGACCCAGCCAAUGAAUUUCUGGGCUAUUUCUAUGACUUUCAAGUAAAGUUAAGUACUAGUAAACAUAAAAAUUGGUUUUAUUCGGCUAAUUUGGCUAUUUGUUAGAAAAGCGACAAAAUGUCACAAAUUUUAUUGAUUUUUAGAAAAUUUUUUAAAAUUAGUUUUAAUCAUUAAUUAUCACUUAAAGAUUGCAAAAUUUCAGUUUUAAACCAUUUUUAGGCCUAUAGUUUUAAUUUUAAGCCUAAAUAGAACAGUUAUCUGUAGCUAAGUUUAAGGUAUACAAAGUCAAUUUUAAGCCUAAAUUUGCAAAAAAAUCAAUUUUUAAGUCUAAAAUAUAGAUUUUAAGCCUAAUAAAGCCAGUAAUCUAUAGCUAAACCUAUAAUAUCUAAGCCUAAAAUAUUUAAGCCUAAAACCAACAUCAGCAAUUUUUAGGUCUAAACCCCUAGAAAAUAAAUUUUUAACCCUAACCUUUUCAUCCACAGUCGGUUUUAGAGCCUAACGCUUUACCUUACUAAUCUUUCCAAACGAAACCCAAAAAUUUUUAGUUAGGAGACCUAACUCAACAACACAAGAUCCUAACAAUCACUGAAGGCAAAGGAGAACAAGAAUACGAAGCGAGCGGUCGAUUAGGUUUGGGCUUUGGAGACGCUGAUUACAAAAUUGUAGACAAACUAUUUGAUGGUAUGGAUGACCACAAAACUAUCUACAUCUACGAAGGAGAAUAUAAACAUAGAGUUCAGGAUAACGUCAGUUUUUUAAAAUUAAAAUUUUUUUUUCAAAAUUAAAAUAUUUUUUUUGAAAAUUAAUAUUAAAAAAUUUCAAAAAAAAAUUUUUAGCGUGACUUUUUAAAAAUGCCAUUUCAGGACGGCCGAAUAGCCCCGGUAAAGCAAAGCGGAGAAGUCUCGUUUGGCAAAGAAAUCGACUCUUGCAAAGACCUAAAAUACGUUCAAGCUCUGGAACAUGAUGGAAAGCCAUGGUGGCAAGUUGAAGCUGAGUAAGUUCGAUUUUCCAGAAAAAGAUCAAAAUCAAGUGCCCAGAACUAAAAUACAAUAUAUUUAACGAAUUUACAAGGAAAAUACCAUACCUGCUCCGCUCAAAAUCAGCCCAAAAUUUUUAUAUGAAUUCUUUGUAACACCAAUAGCACCCAAAAAUUUUAUCUUGCGCUUUUGAGUUUUAAAUUUUAAAUAUUUGAGUUUCCCGCUAAUUUGGCAAAUUUGGCAUUGUGUUUCAAGCACUUUUUUCGACUUUCCAGGCAAACUGCGCUUACAAAUUUAAAAUGUAGGUUCAUUUAAAGAUGUUCUACUAGUAUAUGAAAGAAAAAUUCCGAAAAGUCAAAAAAUGAUUAAGUUAUUAGCUUGAAACACAAUGCCAACUUGGCGGGAAAUUCAAAACGUAAUCUUUUGAUCUCGAUUUUCUCGUGAUCUCCUGGAAAGCGCGAUUUAGUACUUCGCUGAAGAUCUUAUAUUUACAUGAUCUUCCUGUAUAAAAAGUUUGAAGUCAACCAGAGCGGGGCAGGUCGGGCACUUUCCAAAAUACGAUAGAAAGAAUAAAUUUAGAUAAGUCUUCCUCAUCUAAAACAAUUUUUUUCAGUAUUACAAUUGGCAACCUAACCUUCGAAAAGCAAAAAGUAGCUUUCAACCCCUCACGCCGAACCUUUGUCAACUCAAAGACCUUCGAUACCUAUUUCAAAACGGCAGACGUCGACUCUCUAGCUGAUCUACCCAAAUUCACGAUUAAAAUUGGUAAUAAUGAGUACGUGAUGGAAGCGAAAGACUAUGCAGAAGAGCGCAAAAAAGAUGACAAAACUUAUUAUUCGGCAUUUAUCGGCAAAGUAGCGACCAAUGACUAUGAUUUUGUGUUUGGCUACGAAUUUUUACAAAAGAAAUGUUUGGCAUUGAGGAGGAACAACAACAAGUAUGAAGUUGGAUUGAGUCCUAGCGCUGGAAAUAAUGUCAAAAUUGGCAGUUUUGUUUUAAUUUUAAGCGUUUUGGUCGGAUUAAAGUUUUUCUAA